Ochlerotatus camptorhynchus is the source of this 2447-nucleotide messenger RNA. RefSeq lists its product as uncharacterized. Lineage: Eukaryota; Metazoa; Arthropoda; Insecta; Diptera; Culicidae. Gene Ontology annotation, molecular function: protein binding. Bases 89 to 2401 code for a protein of 770 amino acids. The transcript has 2 exons. The record is from RefSeq and is a predicted model, not a curated record.
ACGAAUCGUGUCGACAAUAUAUUUUCUUGGCUGAUUUCGUUGUGAGAAGUUUGAUCAGUGCGUGAACGAAUCAUUCAAAUUCGUGAAAAUGGCACCCAAGGAAACAACGAAGAAAACCCUUAAAAGAAAGGCAACGCCGAUCCAACCAAAGGAACCCACAAAACGUCAACGGAAGAUCAAUACCACACCCAAACCGAAGAAAUGCAUCCAAUGGGUUAAUCCGGCGCUCAACCUAAUCCAGAACGUCGCUGGACAUCCAACGGUACACGCUUUGACUCAAUAUGCCCACAGCCCCAUCCUCCAGCUUCCCCUGCAGGCAGGUAUUCUGACACAAGAUACCAUACAUCGACACUUUGAGCCAACAUCGUGGAACAUAACUUAUCCGGUUCCCUUGAUAACGCACCCAAACAAUCCUGAGUACGGUCAGCGGGAAUUCAUUGAUCCUAUACUGAGGUUGGUGAAAGCCAAAAAGUCUCAUUCUACUACUUUGCAUCGUAUGAAGAGUACCUAUUCGAGAAAGAAAACCAUGUUAAAGAAGGUUUGCAAAGGAAAGGAACGAAGUUUGUAUUCCAGCAUGGUUUUUAAAGUUGCCGAACAGAUUGAACGCGACCCAGAUCGAUGGUUCUCCGAUAUAUUUGGAUACGAUUACUACUUUACCGGAGGGAAUAUGGCCAUUGUCGAUAGCGAGAAAUUCAGAUGCAUUAUAAACACCGUAGGCGAGAAGAUGGAUGUAGUUGAAAUAGUUCAAUUCACAGUGGAUGAAAAUCGCCUGAAUGUAGACAACAACCAGUUGGAACGGUAUGAGCUUAGUAAAGAACAUGGAGCAGUAUUCGAGAUAUGCUGGUCGGAAACAGAAGAUGCAUUUGAGGAUGAGUCAUUUUUGGACAACAGCGACUUGAAUGUUUUCACUGAUGCAUGUUUGAUGAUUGCUGUUAGGAGGAAGCAUAAGAUUGAUGUACUUUUGACUAAUGGUAAUUCCAAGAAAACUAAGAUAAUUUCAUCAGAGAUACCAUUUAUUACCUGUUGCUUUCCUCAAGAAAGAGGUGAUUCUCUUCUAUGCACUUCUGAUAUGAAUAAAAAGCUUAAAAUCUGGAAUUAUGGCAAAAAUGAAGUGCUUCAUGAGUUGCAACUUAAAAGGGCGGACGGAGCGGAUGAUUGCUGGACAUGUAUUCGCCCAAUCAGAAAGAACUACGUGGUUUGUUUGGACCGAACCACAAUCAAAUUGUUCAAUACUACAUUGAAUCUAGCGUUAGUGCUAGAAACCCCCCUUGCCGUGUGGUUAUGGACAUGUGAAAGAGCAUCCUGCAUGGAAGUUUGCAUUGAAAACAGGUUCCUGUUCAUAGGAACAACUCAUAAAUUGCUGGUCAUUCAACUGGUUGACUCGCAAGACAACGGACCGCCGGAAUUUCAACAGAUCAUUACCUUUACACACAGUUUGAAGCACUUCCCGACGAUGGUCAAGUAUGGGUCGGAUUCCUAUCAAAACUACUACGUUUGGAUUUCGUCGCAAAUGCCCGGUGAUACGACAAUUUGCAACUUUUCAAAAGUACCUCCUAAACGGUUCGCCACCAAUAAUCUACCGCAAAAACCGUUCACAGUUCACGAAUCAUAUCAUUUGGCCUGUAUCAAGGGGAAAUGCAUCUACUCAGCAUCUGCUUUGAAACAUCGACUCCACCUGUUCCAUUCCGGCUUGGCCAUGCUGGUUGAUUCCGAUCGCACCCAUUUACUCUUGCAAACCUCGUUCGGUGACAUCUUCCACCAGCAAGUCAUCGAUGAACACGACGAAAGCAAUGCCAACGAAAUUCCCACUCUCUACCACUCGUGGAUGCUCAAACUCAACACACUCAACGAUGAGCAACCAAGGCCUCUAGCAACAGACUUUAAAAGUUUUCACGGUUUCAAAAAGAUCCUUACCUGCACCAACAUCGAUCCUCCAAUUGUUUCUGAACAUCCGGAUAACCCCUUCCGAAAGCGUUUACGUUGGAAGCAGACAGUCGAACAGCUUCAUCAAUAUAAAGACCUCCUAGCACCGGGCAUGCUUUCGAUCUGGGGCUAUCGUCCGGAUGUCACUCGCGAAAAGCAAAAACGGCGACGGCUGUCCACCGACGAACCGAUGGAUGUAACGGAUCGUGUUGCCAGCUGGCUGGAUACUACUGCAGUUGAUGUUACGGUUACCAAGGAACAUCAGGAAGUAAUGGAAGGGACGGCGAUCGUGCAGAUUGUCAGUUGUCGUGAGGAUAUGCUUCAAAGCGAGAUGGAAAUCGUUGAGGAUGUAAAGCCAGUAAUUGCGCACGAUACUGAUGUAACGUUCAUUGGUCCGGUUAGUUCCAGUGGAAUAGUGGCUAGGAAACCAAGAGAAGCGACGAAACCGAAUAGAAGGAAGUACGUUAAAGGAUUCUGAGAUCCGAAGGGAAUCUGUACUUGAAUAUUUUUUUUAAACUGCUAAA